AUGUCUCGACAGUCUUCUCGGACAGGGGCAUCAAAAUGGAAGAAAGCAAAGUACAAACUAGCUGCUAUCGAUGGACUUCGUCAAAGACCUCCACCAGACCGAGCUGGAUCUGUCCGGGACACAGUCUCCGUCUACACCACGGGUUCAACUGUUUUGCGUGAUUUGUACAAUCCACCCUUGGGUUAUGAUACUUUGACAAUGCAGCGUUUCCGUGACUACCUGGAAGAGACAGAACUUGUUGAAUCGUUUCAAAGACUACUGACCCUGUUACUAGACAGACCUGAACUCCCUUACAACCCCUAUCCUGGCUUUGUUCAGCGUUUCAGACAGAAUGCAGAGUCGUUUCAUCUGGAUCAGAUUCCUGAAGGAAAAAUUCACCAACUGUUACAGAACAAUCUUCAAGAGUCAAUAAUGCAGAAUCUGUUUUUUGUGCGAGGUUAUGACACCAUUUGGGGUCUGCCGAGUAUUCUGCGUGUUGUCAGCCCUCAGCGUCUCUCUCGCUUCAAAUGGCUGGUGGACAAUAUGACACCUGAGGCUGAGGACCUCUUUUCCGAACCCGGCUACACGAACCAGGUGACCGUAGCUUUGGUUGGACCGUGUGUGUUUGAAGGCACAUUCUACCAACAAGUCUACAAUCUUCAGAUGCGUAAAGAGUUUUUAAUCACAGGUGAAGAUGUCAAAAUGGGUGUGUCUAUAUUUGUUAACUCUGUGAUGUCCGAGAUUGAUGGAAUGUACUCAAAUCCUCGUCAUUUGAUCCUUGGAGUGAACCUUCCAUUAGCGAAUAACAACUCCCCCCAAGUCACCAUAAUGGAUUUCUGGGAUCCUGACCGCAUCCAACAGGAAAAGGAGAUAUUUCUACAGGCUAUGAGUGAUACGGUCCUAUCCAAUAAGUAUAUCUACAUGGAUUGUAUCUUUCGAGUUGAUCCUGAUGUAGUAACAUAUACCAGAGGACAGGUCCAGUUUGGUCUUAACUUUAUUUCACUCUCCUUGACAGCAGGUGCCAAUGAAGGUUUGUCAAGUUUCUGCGAGUAUCCAAUGUCCUCACUACACGAGGGUGUCUUCCUGAACAGAAGCCAUGCAGAGGCCUACCUUUCUAUCUUCUCGCCCCAGGUUGAUACCUUCCAGAAGGCGGAGACUCGUGCCCCAGUUCCACAUGCUUCUGCCAGCAAAUCUAGGAAGUCUCAAGGUGGUAACUCCAAAAAUGGCCGUGCUACAGCUCAAAGCCAAACAAACCGCCCUUUUACACGCAGUCAAGAAAAGGAUGUACGAACUGUGAGACGACACGUUCACGACCGCUUCAGCCACAUGAAACCACAGAAGAUCAGGAUUGAUGGUUUCAAGCUUGGUGACGAGACAACCUAUGGACCCUAUGCCUGGCAGAUCACUGCUCCUCUGAAGUCCUACCUACAACAGAAACUAGCUGGUCACCAUAUGCAUGCAGAGCUGUUUGAUUCCUGUUACUGUGUCAUCAUACUUUUACUAUUGGAAAGAGAUUCAUUUGAGAGUGGAUUAGAGGUAGAAAUUUUCCGUCUGUUACAUGGCACUGCUGGGCGAUUGUAUUAUCUGAUGGAACAAAACAAGAGUCUGCGCUUCUUCCUCAAAGGCUUUGGCAGUGCAAAGGAAACAAGCAUUCUGAAGGAACAGAUGGCUAAGUAUAGUGAAGCAGUGGUCAAUCUUUUGGACAGUGACCUGAAUGUCCGUAGUACUGACCAGAUCACCGCUGGCAAAGUUAUUUCCUCCCAGGUAGAUGACUUGAUGCCUGGAUCUGUGAUACCCUUUGGAUCAGGCCAUCAUAUACAAACGAGCAUGAAGACAUUGAAGAACCUAAACUGGUACUGUUUAACGUUACUGAUCCAAAUAGUUGAAGACACCCUGCCACAAGCACCUAUAUUUAAGGAGUUUGUUUUGAAGAUGCAAGUGACAUUUCCAGAGCGAGCACCACGUCCCAUUACCAGACUUCGACAGAGAAGUGACCCAGUGGGAAGUGACAUGGAUCUCCAGGUAGACCACGGCAUGGAGAACGAUCACAUCAAAAACCACGAACGUUAUGUGAUCGACGUGCAGACAUGUAUGGCUAGGGACAACUCAGCAUCUAAACAGAUUGCAAGGGAAGCAGUCCUUCUCCGGUAUUUAGUGGAUACUCACGUCGAUAUUGUGUGGCAUGACUUCCUGUUGGAUAUUGCCACAGGUGAACAUUUUCCUCCCAAUCCGUACCCUCUACUUGUCAGCAUUCUACGUCAGUGUGCCAUGAGAAUGGAUUUAUGGUUCGAGAGGUCAAAUGCCAUCAUGGAACGGAUGUGGAGUGUCGAGAACAUGCAGCUUGAGGACCCAGACAAUUACAUUUACCACAUUCCUGGGGUGGAUGGACAUGGUACACCAAGCGCAUUAGCUGUUCUGGAUACAGGAGCAUACGUACCUCUCACAGAGACCCUCAAGCUGUUUGAGCAACAAAGCUAUAUACAGAGAAAGGGUGCUUAUCGAGUAGCGAUCUGUAUGGCAAUGUGUGGUCCUAGCAUACUGUAUGGGAAAAUGCAGCCGUACCUGAAUGAAAUUGAACUACAUGAGCACAUCUAUAUCCAGGGGCCACCUGGGUGCCAAGGGGAGGCAAUCCAGUUGUUUGCUCUUAUUGUUCAUAACCAUCUGAGUGACCUUAUCAGACAAGAAGAAAUUCCAGUUAUGGGUGCAUAUUUUGGUGAUGGUCAGACCCGCUGGACAUGGGAAGACAUUAUGACAAAGAAAAAUGGCUUCAUCGCUGAGUGUGUCGCAAUCUGCUCCAGCAAGGAGACUAUAUUUAUGAAAGCCUAUGUUUUUCUGGACCAGUGGCGUUAUGUACCUGUACGAAAAUACUUCCUUUUUCAUUUCCUCACAGACGACGAUGUUGAAGCUGAAGUGUUUUACCCUGACAACCCAGUGGCAUUUUACCAGUCCAUAUUUUUAUCUCAGGACCGAGCAGCUUUUCACUAUCAAAAUGGUGGCCCGAAAAAUGGUGGGGACCCUAUGAAUGGAGCUAACACACGAACUGCUCACCAGUUUCUCAACAGAAUGCUCGGAGAUGCCAAACUUCACUAUGAUUGGUUGACAGUUCAUCGCGGUCUCCUUCUCAGGGAUCUCCUCAACCAGGACCAGAAUCACAUAACAGAGAGCUGGCGUAUGUUGCACAGUAUGGCUGCCCAGAUAGAGUAUGUCACGUUCAUGGUUGAGACACUUCAAGACCUCAUCCAACUUAUGAUGGAGUUCAUAGGCCAUAACCAGGAGCGAUUUCGUAACCGUCAACCUCCACCACCAUCACAGCAACCCAGUCGGGGUUCAAAGGGCACCAAGAAGUCACAGCGCAGUCAGGUGACCCCACUGACAGCUGCUUCCCUCAGUUCUACUGAGGAAUUAGAGGGCCCUAUCAACGAGGCCCAGCUAGGACGGAUGAUAAUGGUUUUCCAACAAAAGCUUACCGACGUAUGCAAAGCUCGAAUUACUAUGGCUGGCUCGGAGAUUGCUAACUUUCUGGAUUCCAAACUCAGGACGGCCAUAGAGGAAGAUCCUUACUUAGAUAACUCCUAUCUUGCCUAUGAGGAUCAGACGCUCUUCAGAUUGGAGGAGAUAAAGCACAUGCUACGACUCCUCCAGGACAGCAUUGCUAAUGACGUCCAUGAGGCCAGUCCUAUUGCUGUGGCAGUGAUGGAAAAGAUUGAACUACCAGAUAUGGAUGAGUUGCGCCCCAGUUCUGUAGCGUCUAUGACCUUAAAUGACCCCAACAUGUACAGACGAAGCCUUGCACCUCAGGCCAUGAACACGAUUCUGGAGUGAAAAAUGGUUUAGUUCUUUCUUUCGCUUAAUCUGAGUAUUUUAUUUUACGAUUUUUAGUGAGGACUCUGUAUAAUAAAAGUAUCCAUGGCCUUUCCCGGACAUAUUUCACUGAUCUUCAUCAACAGAGGGACGUUGUACCUCCACCCUACUGCUUAGAAUUAUUUUUAUUAAAAGGUCAUACAUCGAAU
Messenger RNA from Ylistrum balloti, 3989 nucleotides. RefSeq lists its product as uncharacterized. The transcript is spliced from 31 exons. The record is from RefSeq and is a predicted model, not a curated record. NCBI's taxonomy places the organism in Eukaryota, Metazoa, Mollusca, Bivalvia, Pectinida, Pectinidae. Bases 1 to 3801 code for a protein of 1266 amino acids.